AUGGAGACUACUUUCAUGACCAUCCAUAACCUCACUCCCGAAGCCAACAUCAUGUUUGCUUCGGAGUCUAUCUCUGACAUCCUUGGGUAUGAACCUGAAGAUGUUGUGGGACAUCCCUGGUUCGAUUAUUUCUCCGAGAAAGAGGCCCCAUUUGUUCGCGGCCAGAUCAGUGCGGGUAUUCACUUGGAAAAGGCUGCGGUUAUUUACCAUGCUGCCAUUAAGAGAGAGGAUGGAUCUUUCAUCACGUGCGAAUGCGUGUUCACUGUUGUUCAUGAUGUUCUGGUUGCUUGUACCAGUGUCUAUAAUCAACCCGAGGGUGAGAAUCAAGACUACUUGGAUAGUAUUCGUGGAGCAAUCAAAAAAGAACAAUCCAAAAGCCUUGUCAAACGCUUCACUGCUCCUCCAAAGGAUUUGAGAUAUCACAUGUUGGAGAAUCUUUCCUUCAAGUUUCGUGUGCCGAACACGGACAGCUCUACACGUGAACCACGAGCAGCGCUCAUUCUCAAUCGUUUCACUCGAAGCUUGACAGUCAUGUAUUCCACUGAUGCCAUUGAAACCGUUCUUGGUAUCAGCAAGGACUACAUUGUCGGGAAAAGCUUUUACGAGUGCAUUCAACAACAAUGCUUGACCGAAUCCAUUGCCGCCAUCGAGAGUGCCAAAGGAAAUGAUUCCAUCGCUCAUCUCAUCUUUUGGUGUCGUGAUCCUCGUCAUCCUCAUGAGAUUGAGGAACUCAACCAAGCUCUGGAUGAUGUCAGUGAUAUCAGUGGAAGUGAGGAUGAGAGUGAGGGUGGUACAGUUGGUAGAAACAACAGCUCAUCAUCUCCAUCCACCAUGAGAUCUUCAUCUCAACCAACCCGAGGAGGAGUUAUCAGAAGAAACAAUCGCAUUCGAUCUGCUGACAAUCCACCAACUCGUGAGGUUUUACCUGCAUUUCAAUCCAUCCAAUUGGAAGCCGUCAUUUCUUGUACUUCUGAUGGAUUGGUCGUCAUUUUGCGCAAAGCUCCUGCGGCAUCACCAGUUGAGCAUCACGCCAUCGCACCAUGGGGUGUGAAUCCCAUUGCUCCACAUGUUCUUGAACCCGAUCAAAACGAUCGCUUCGUCCAUGGUCCCGACGCCUCCCCCAUCCAACCCGGUGCUUCCAAGGAAGAAUCUCUCAAAUCCAUUCGAGAAGUGGCCGUCUUCGCUUGGGCUUUGUGCGGUAUCAAUGGAAACAUUGGGGCCUAUGGCCAUGGGAAACCAGGACCCAAAUCUCAACCACCGGCUCUUCCCGUUUGGUAUCCUUUUGGUCCGACGGAAAUGGAACCACCGGUUAAUCAGGCCGAGGUGGAUUGGGCGAGAAGACUGGGGAAGAGAAAGGAAACGGGUCAUUCACUCGGUCAUGUUUUUAGAGAGGAGAGAAAUGAGAGAAGAGAGAAGAGAAGAAAGACUGGUGGUGUUGGUGGUGGUGGGAUGGGGGAAAUGGAUGGAUAUGCUCCACGUGCUUAUCAAUCUACCAAUAAUGGGAAUGGAAACGGGAAUGGAAAUGGAAAUGGGAGUUAUGGAAAUGGCCACAAUGGAAAUGGCCACAACGGUAACGGUAACGGCAACGGCACUCACAAUUAG
Molecule: messenger RNA, 1602 nt
Organism: Sclerotinia borealis F-4128
Lineage: Eukaryota; Fungi; Ascomycota; Leotiomycetes; Helotiales; Sclerotiniaceae
Source: the annotation of a GenBank genome assembly